AUGCAUAACGAAGAAGAAGAUAUCAACGAAGAAGAUUUUAUUAAGAAUACUAAUAAAUACAUUGAUAAUGAAUGUUUCCUUAAAAGAUUGAAAGCAUACCAAGUGUGCAAGCUUCUUGACAAAAUAACGUUAACUUCUUCACAAUAUUCAACAUUAUUUUUUAAUUUAUCCAAAUAUUUUGGUAAAAUUGACUUGCUUAUGAUACUUAGUCAUGCUCACACGACAGAAUUCAAAAAUAAAUCUGAUGCAAAAGAAGUUUCAGAUACAAUUUCUUCGGUUCUUGGUAUUAAUACUCUCCAAAGUUUAUUUUCAUACUUUAAAGAGAUAUCAGAUGAUAUUAAAAUCGAAGUCAAUAUUAGAAAAUCAUCAUCUGACCAUAUUCCAAUUUCUAUAUCUUUAGACAGUACAAUUCUAGAUCUUAAACAACAGAUCAAAGCAAAAUUAUCAGUCGACCCUGAUAGACAAAUUUUAUUUUACAAUGAUACUCUUCUUGAAAACGAAAAUUCAUUAAAUUUCUAUCGUCUCCACAAUGGUGCUACACUUGACUUACUGAGACUAGAUAAUUUUCCAUCUCUUACACCAUCACAAUCUGGAGAUAAUAGUUUACCAAGAGUUUCUCUUGAAAUUCGAGUCAACAGAGAAUCAACAACAAUUCCAAACAUUGACCUAUCAAUAAGAGGUAUAGAACUUAAAUACAUUAUUCAGCAAACAAAAGGAAUUUCAGUUAGCCAACAACGCUUAAUAUUUGAUGGAACAUAUAUAGACAACGGCAGCAGCCUUAUGAGCCAUGAUAUACAAAAUGGUAGCAUUAUUUAUGUUGUAGAUUCUACUUAA
This is a messenger RNA of Trichomonas vaginalis G3, 834 nucleotides long. RefSeq names its product cellular macromolecule catabolic process. The transcript has a single exon. NCBI's taxonomy places the organism in Eukaryota, Parabasalia, Trichomonadida, Trichomonadidae. Gene Ontology annotation, molecular function: polyubiquitin modification-dependent protein binding. Gene Ontology annotation, biological process: ubiquitin-dependent protein catabolic process. The coding region runs from base 1 to 834 and encodes 277 amino acids. The record is from RefSeq and is a predicted model, not a curated record. Gene Ontology annotation, cellular component: cytosol.